CACACACACACACACACACACACACACACACACACACAAACUGAACCAGAUAGGAGCAACGUGUUUGAACUGGGCAGAGCACGAAAAAGAAAGUUUAACCCGACUGGAACGUACACAUAUGCUGCCACCUUUUGGACAACACGGUGUCAAAACGGAGCCAAAUACAAAGAGGGGGAAUGAAUCUCAAAUAUAAUUUAUUAGUAGGACAAGACCAAGGGAGACCAGGCGCCAGGCGAGUGGAGAUGACCCCUAAAUGUUGGAUGCUGCGUUUGUUCGUGCUGAUAAGCAGCGGCCUGGAGACUUCUGGAGGUUCAGGGGGCGGUUUGCAGUCAACGCGGAGUUAUGAUUACACCAAAUACCACCCCAUGGACGAGAUUUACAGGUGGAUGGAAGACGUGGAGCGUGGGAACCCGGAGCUGGUCUCCUCCGCGGUCUACGGACACACCGUUGAAGGAAGAAAUAUCACUCUGCUGAAGCUGGGACUGGACAAUUCAGAGGGCCGAGAGAAGAAGCUGAUGUGGGUGGACUGCGGCAUUCACGCACGGGAGUGGAUCGCUCCCGCCUUCUGCCAGUGGUUUGUUAAAGAGAUUGUGCACACAUACAAAACCAAUGAGAAGCUGGAGCAGAUGCUGCAGAACCUCGACGUCUACGUCACUCCUGUCAUCAAUGUGGACGGAUAUACAUUCACCUGGGCCAACGACAGUACUCGUCUCUGGAGAAAGUCCCGUUCCCUCCCACUGCAGGGGAGUAACUGUUAUGGUGUUGACCUCAACAGGAACUUUAAUGCCAACUGGGGGACGGUUGGUGUGUCGUUUGAUAGCUGUGCAAACACCUACUGUGGGAAAUCGCCAGGGUCCGAGCCAGAAGCUAGAGCUGUGAUGGACUUCAUCGGUAGGAGGGUGAACCAGACCCUGUGCUUCCUCACCAUCCACUCUGCUGGGCAGCUUAUUCUCCUGCCAUAUGGCCACCCGGAGAUCUCUGCACCCAACUACAACGAACUGGUUUCCGUUGGCGAGGCGGCAGCAGCGGAAAUGAAGAAGGUUCACGGAAUGACGUACACCGUGGGAACGUCUCCACAAAUCCUCUAUCCGAACUCCGGUUCGAGUCGCGACUGGGCUCGUCUCAUGGGUGUCCCGUUCUCGUACACCUUCGAGCUGCGAGACACAGGUGAGUUCAGCCACUUGCUGCCGGAGGAGCAGAUACAGCCGGCCUGCGAGGAGGCGUACGCAGGGGCUCUCUCCAUCAUCACGCACGUUCACGACAAGACUUUCAGCAGCGCGGCCGUCGCCGCGGUGACGGGCGUCGCCUCGGCCUCUGGGGUCGCUGUGGCGAUUUUGAGCACUGUCGUGUCUGCGUUAGUCACUGCCGGGGUCUCAGCGUGCGACUGAGAACCUUUGUCAUACAAGACUGGUGCUGUCGAUUUGUGCUUGGAAGAUGAUGCUGGAGGUUUUCUGGUGGUGGCAAACCGGCGAGGCACCGACUGAGCUUUGAACGAAAUUGUUUAAUCUUGCAGUUUGUAAUCCCUCUCAAUCAUUAGUGUCCAUUAAAGAAGAAUAUAGCAAAUGAA
Molecule: messenger RNA, 1567 nt
Organism: Scophthalmus maximus (turbot)
Lineage: Eukaryota; Metazoa; Chordata; Actinopteri; Pleuronectiformes; Scophthalmidae
Product: carboxypeptidase O-like
Exons: 13
Coding region: 177-1388 (403 amino acids)
Biological process (GO): proteolysis
Molecular function (GO): metallocarboxypeptidase activity; zinc ion binding
Source: RefSeq, a predicted model, not a curated record